UUGAGUCCUACUUAAUUUCGUUUAAGACUUUGCUCUCUCGGUCAAUUUCUACUAGUCGGUGAUGAGUGCGUUGCAAGUGUAAGGGUGUGUAACGUUACAAAUUGGAUGUAUAGGAUUUUUCUUUGGUUUCUUUAAAUUCGUCAUCUAAAACUCCUACAAGAUGAUGAAAUUUAAAGUGGCCGGCCUGGUGGCCGAUUUGAUGCCCAACAUCAGGCUCAUCCAAGCCUCGGGCCAUUUCAUGUUCAAUUACCACGCGGACAAUUCGGGCUCGCUGCACACCCUUCGAGUGGCCUACUCCUGCAUGCACCUCGUUUUCUGCCUGGUGCAGUACGGCUGCACCUUCGGCAAUCUCCUGCUCGAACGAGGCGACGUCAACGAUUUAGCGGCUAACACAAUCACCGUGCUGUUUUUCUCCCAUUGCAUCACGAAAUUCGUCUAUUUCGCGCUGAGGUCCAAACUUUUCUACAGAACAUUAGGCGUAUGGAACCAAUCGAACAGCCAUCCUCUGUUCGUGGAAUCGAACAACAGGUAUCACGCCUUGGCGUUGAAGAAGAUGAGGACGUUGUUGAUAUGCGUCUUCACCACGACUGUACUAUCAGCAGCAGCUUGGACCGGUAUAACGUUCGUGGGCGACAGCGUUCACAACAUCAAAGAUCCCGAAAACGAGAACCUGACGAUUGUGGAGGAGAUACCGCGGUUGCUGGUGAAGUCCUGGUAUCCGUGGAACGCGAUGUCGGGCGGCGCCUACUACAUAACGUUGGUGUUCCAAGUUUACUACGUCCUGUUCUCCCUCAUGCACGCCAAUCUGCUCGACAGCCUGUUCUGCUCCUGGUUGAUAUUCGCCUGCGAGCAACUGCAGCAUUUGAAGGAAAUCAUGAAACCGCUGAUGGAACUGUCGGCUUCUUUGGACACUUAUGUACCGAAGAGCGCGGAUUUGUUCAGAGCGAGCAGCGCUAAUUCGCAGGACAACCUCAUCGAAAACGAUUACAAUCAAAAGAACGAGGAACUGAACCUCAAGGGCGUGUACAACACCAGGCAAGAAAUGGGCGCCAAUUUCCGAUCGGGGGCGCUGCAGAACUUCGGACAGGGAGGCGGCGGAGUGGGCCCCAACGGCCUCACCAAAAAACAGGAACUCAUGGUGAGAUCGGCCAUUAAAUACUGGGUGGAAAGGCACAAGCACGUCGUCAGACUGGUGACAGCCAUCGGAGAUGCUUACGGUGUAGCCUUGCUACUGCACAUGCUUACAUCGACUGUAAUGCUUACGCUGUUGGCUUACCAAGCCACUAAGAUUAACGGGGUCGAUACUUACGCAGCGACUGUUAUCGGUUACUUGGUGUACGCUUUGGCUCAGGUGUUUCAUUUCUGCAUAUUCGGCAACAGGCUCAUCGAGGAAAGUUCGUCGGUGAUGGAAGCGGCUUACAGUUGUCAUUGGUACGACGGUUCGGAGGAAGCCAAAACCUUCGUGCAGAUCGUGUGCCAGCAAUGCCAGAAGGCCAUGUCGAUUUCGGGGGCGAAGUUCUUCACCAUAUCGCUGGAUUUGUUCGCAUCGGUGCUCGGUGCUACCGUUACCUACUUCAUGGUGUUGGUGCAAUUGAAGUAAAUCAUCGAAGCUCUGGAAGGUCUGAAUGUUGUUGUGUUAUCGUAAGUAUUACUUGAUGGUUAACUGCGAGGUUUUCUUGAGAUUAU
Phyllotreta striolata is the source of this 1686-nucleotide messenger RNA. The record is from the annotation of a GenBank genome assembly. NCBI's taxonomy places the organism in Eukaryota, Metazoa, Arthropoda, Insecta, Coleoptera, Chrysomelidae.